Sebastes umbrosus (honeycomb rockfish) is the source of this 1677-nucleotide messenger RNA. RefSeq names its product phospholipase A and acyltransferase 1-like (gene plaat1l). Gene Ontology annotation, biological process: N-acylphosphatidylethanolamine metabolic process. Gene Ontology annotation, molecular function: A2-type glycerophospholipase activity; glycerophospholipid phospholipase A1 activity. Gene Ontology annotation, cellular component: cytoplasm. The transcript has 4 exons. The record is from RefSeq and is a predicted model, not a curated record. NCBI's taxonomy places the organism in Eukaryota, Metazoa, Chordata, Actinopteri, Perciformes, Sebastidae. Bases 551 to 1099 code for a protein of 182 amino acids.
UUCAUCUAUUAUUGGAUUUGUUUUAAUGCAGAAAUCUUUCUUUAAAUUUAAAAUGUUUAUGUUUUGGUCCCCCUUUUAAUUGCUGUAUUAAUGGUUAAUAACUUGUUUAUGAAUGCUUUGUAUAUAUAAGCCAUUAGUAAGAAAGAAAACACUUGUUUUGUCUUUUUAGCUCUUCAAUUCAUCAGAAAGAGCACUAAAUGCAGCGUUCAAACACGUACCUUACCUUCUGAAGAAAAAAAACAGAUGUAAAGCAUUUAUACCAAAAUGCAUUGAUUAAUAUUUAGUUUUUAAUAUAAUAUAUAUUUCAUGAAAAAAAAAAGUCGUAAAAAAGCCAUAGUAUAGUAUGUCGAAAAUAUUAUUUAUGAACAGGCUUCUCAUUUUGUGUCCUCCCGCUCAGGUGAGUUUUUGUUGUGGUUACAUAAAAUAAAAACAAUCAAAUAUUGAAGUUAAAAGCAGAGUCGACACUGAGGUCAUGACCUUGAUAUUUUCAGUCAUGACCUCAGAAUAUGUAGAAUUCUGGGUACAGCUCUGGUAUAAACUGUCAUGAAGGAUGAGGAAUUUACAUCAAUGUGUGGUGUAUUUGACUCAACAACCCUGCCACGAUACAACAGGGAAGCUAUUUUAUCUUUUUGUCUGUUUGUCUCUGCAGAAACAUUCCAACCCCAAGUUGUUCCCGGGGGACAUCGUGGAGUAUCCCAGGAACAAGUACUUCUCUCAUUUCGCUGUGUACUACGGAGAGCGGGACGGCGUUCCCUACGUUGCUCACCUGACAUGUCGAGAUUCAGACUCCAAGCUGCCGCUCUUUGGCCGAGCUCUGAGGUCAGAGGUCAAACUGGAUCCACUGGAGCUGCUGGGGAAAAAAUACAAGGUCAGCAACAUGUUGGACGACUCGUUCUCGGCCAGAGACUUCCACGGCGUGGUGAAGCCGGCCAUCGACGACUUGAUGGGGCGCGAGGUGACGUUCGAUAUCCUGUUUCAUAACAGCGAGCACCAGGCGACGCUCCUUAGAUACGGAGUCAAGAAGUCUGAACAGAUAGAGAGGAUUUAUGAACACAUCAUGCCGGCCUGGAAGAAGCUGUUUGAGGAGAAAAAACUGUGAAAACUGCUUUAUGUUCAGUUCCCAUCUCGACCACAGGAGGGCGACAUCGUUCUCCUGAUUUCAAGAAGAAGGUUACGUGAUUAAGAGAAAAAGACAUAUUUUUUUAAUAAUAAUUCAAGAAAAAGUUUGCGUAUAUAUAGGAAAAUAAAUGUUUGGAUUGGGUGGAUUAGUUGCUAAUGUUAAACUUUAUUUCCAGAAUAAUUCAACUGGGUAUUAGUGCUACUGUUGAGAAAAAAUGUAAAAGUAAUGAUUCUGAGAAAAGGUCAUAUUACAAGAAAAAGUCGUAAUAUUUUACAUAAAUUAAUUUGACAAGAAAAGGAUAAAGUCAUGAUUUAACAAGAUAAUCUCUGUAUAUAUUGUGACUUUUUUCUCAAAAUAUUUAGACUGUAUUGUAGAAAUCCUAAAUAUCCACAUCUUUGUCCUUUUUAGGAUUUUAUUUUAUAUGUUCCUCUGUAAUUUUUGCAUGUAUUUGUAAUUGCUGCAUAUUUAAUCAAAUUGUUUUCAGCCAAAGAUAAAUGCUGCCUGCUAAACUUUGAACUAAAGAAGCUAUAGUUCAUAAUUAAACAACUUCUUGGUUU